Molecule: messenger RNA, 1565 nt
Organism: Branchiostoma floridae (Florida lancelet)
Lineage: Eukaryota; Metazoa; Chordata; Leptocardii; Amphioxiformes; Branchiostomatidae
Product: tRNA wybutosine-synthesizing protein 5-like
Exons: 7
Coding region: 34-1218 (394 amino acids)
Molecular function (GO): 2-oxoglutarate-dependent dioxygenase activity
Source: RefSeq, a predicted model, not a curated record
UUUGUCGGCCACACAUAUUAACACAUCCCAGACAUGCUGUACGUACCUCCUGUUGUUGUUGUACUUUUGGUAUCGUUAACUGUCCCUUGCAUCACGAAGAGCCCACCGGGACACUUACAGCCGCUUGGACAGCACCAGCCUCCCCUAGGCCAGAUUGCAUCGUUGGACACCAUACCGUCCCCGGAAGACUUCUACCACAACCACGUCCUCCCGGCCCGACCAGUGGUGUUGUCGGGAGCCGCGCGGCUGUCCCCCGCCUACCAUCGAUGGACGGAUCGGUACCUGAACGAUCAGCACGCGGAUGCAGUGGCUGAAGUUGAUAACUCCAAAAAGGAGAACACGGAGAGUCAUAGAGAACCGAUGCGUUUGGAUGCGUUCUUGCAGCAGUAUAACCAAUCAGAGAUGUACUUACUGGACCGACUGCCAAAGACCAUGAUGGAGGAAGUGUACCUCCCCCCGUGCCUCUCCUGUGGUGGUUUCACCCGACAUCUUCACGACUUUCGCCUGUGGAUGUCGAGCGGAGGCACCAAGUCCACCUUCCACAUGGACAACAUGGAGAACAUCAUCUGUAUGUACAGUGGGAGGAAGGACUGGUUCCUGGUGGACAGGGAGGUGGGGAGAUACACACUUCACCAUCACACGGAUGGCACAGAAGACCUGGCAGUUGAUGUGGAAAGAGUGGACAUGUACAGGUAUCCAGGCCUGCGUACCAUUCCCUGGUGGUCAGCACGUAUCGAGCGUGGCGACUGCCUCUACCUACCGCACGGUUGGCUGCAUUACGUACAGUCCUACGAUAGGAACGUUGCGGUCAAUGUCUGGUGGACACCCAUUCCCGCCUUUGACUAUUCUGAUUGCUCUGCAAGAGAACACCAGGCACCUACACGGCUUAGUGCAUUGGAGUUAAGGCCAGGAGAACAGAUAAGGUAUGUCAUCAGAGUGUACCUUGAUGAAUAUGGCGGCAGGCUGCCUAAAGACAUGGUGCAGGCCCAGGUUAUCUACGAUGAGGUGGUCAUCACAGACCGGGUGUUUAAAGGCCUGGAUACCAACAGGGAUGGCUGGCUGACUGUGGAAGAAGUGAACAACUUACAGGUGGAGACGAUAGAACGAUUGAUGCCGAACAAGUAUUUAGAGGCAGUUAUGACAUUUGGAAGAUGCGAGGCCUACAACAACACUGCAACAGGAGUUCACACCUUCACAUGUGCAAAUACUUGUACGUAGCCUUCAUACGAGGUAAAAAGGCAUAACCUAUUCUGUAGAAUUCCUGCUAUUCCCUAAAUAUAGAUGUAAUAUAUAUUUCAGUCCUUCUAUCUUCAUUUUGGUGAUAUGAGAUGUAAAAAAAAAAAAGAUUCUUUGUUGCACUUACAUCUAGUAUUCUGGUAUAUAGUAUUGUACUAAAUAUUGAUAUUAUCACUUGUAUGUUUGCAUGAUCAAAGUGCCUGUAUUUAAAACUUAUUUUGUUCCACUAGGAACUUCAAUGAGUGAAUUGAAUACUCUGCAUUGGAGCUUAUUCUACAACCCCACCCACAAAUUCUGUUGAAAUAAACAAAAACAACAGUUACUUCAAG